Molecule: messenger RNA, 4171 nt
Organism: Anarrhichthys ocellatus (wolf-eel)
Lineage: Eukaryota; Metazoa; Chordata; Actinopteri; Perciformes; Anarhichadidae
Gene: adrb2b
Product: adrenoceptor beta 2, surface b
Exons: 4
Coding region: 179-1675 (498 amino acids)
Biological process (GO): norepinephrine-epinephrine-mediated vasodilation involved in regulation of systemic arterial blood pressure; positive regulation of MAPK cascade; adenylate cyclase-activating adrenergic receptor signaling pathway
Cellular component (GO): plasma membrane
Molecular function (GO): norepinephrine binding; beta2-adrenergic receptor activity
Source: RefSeq, a predicted model, not a curated record
GCGGGGCAGUGUGUGUGUGUGUGUGUGUGUGUUUGUGUGACACUCACAACUCGGCAGAAGAGAGCGAGACCAGAAGCUCCUGACAAACACAUUAUGAUGAUACUUUGUGUUGUGGAUUUAAAGGCGUUUGGAUGAUCAAAUCACUGGAUUGUAAAGCGCAGGACGGAGGCUGGAGAUCAUGGAACUUGAGAGCGCUUUCUCAGCACCGGCUAACCAAUCACAGAACAGCAACUCCUCCCUGGGGUCUGAUCGGUUGGCGAGAUCUUCGGCGUACAGCGAUGCAGAGCUGGUGCUGCUGGGUGUUGCAAUGGGUAUUCUGGUUCUGGCCAUAGUAUUUGGUAACGUGCUAGUGAUUACAGCCAUCGUGCGGUUCCAGCGGCUCCAGACAGUCACCAACUUCUUCAUCGCCUCGCUGGCUGUUGCCGACCUCAUCAUGGGUUUGGUUGUGGUCCCCUUUGGCUCCAGCUACAUCCUGCUGGGAACCUGGCAGUUUGGAAACUUCAUGUGCGAAUUCUGGACAGCAGCUGACGUGCUGUUUGUGACGGCCAGCAUCGAAACCCUGUGUGUGAUUGCUGUGGACCGCUACCUCGCCAUCACCUCACCGCUUCGCUACCCGACGCUACUCACCAGGGGUCGGGCCUUCGCAGUGGUCCUCGGGGUUUGGGCAGUGGCCUCCCUCAUCUCCUUCCUGCCCAUCCAUCUGAAGUUGUGGGUGUCAAAUGAUACGGUAGCUCGCCAGUGCUUGGACGAUGAGUACUGCUGUGAUUUCAACACCAAUGCGGCAUACGCGGUGUCCUCCUCAAUUGUGUCCUUCUACAUUCCGCUGGUGGUGAUGAUUGUCCUGUAUACCCGUGUCUUCCAGGAGGCUCAGAAACAGCUGGAGAAGAUCAGAGGGAGGGAGAGGCACUUUUAUAACUUGCAUUAUACUGCACAGAUGACUUAUCCUGAUGAUAGUCCAGCAAUGAAUAGACUGGCAGGAACUGAGGAGGGAGAAGAAGCAGGAGAGGACAGACUAAACAUGCAGAAAACAGGAGGGAUAGACGAUGCUGCGGUGGAAAAGUCUGGCGAGAACAGAGCAAGGCCAGAAAAAGGGGAAGGAAGACACUCUGCCGCAAAGCGUCUUAAGUUCUGUCUGAAGGAGCACAAGGCUGUGAAAACUCUGGGGAUCAUCAUGGGAACCUUCACGUUGUGUUGGCUACCCUUCUUCAUCCUAAACAUCCUUGUGACCUUCCUCAACUUGGGGGACAUCAAGCUGCUCUUCAGACUCCUCAACUGGCUAGGAUACUCCAACUCGGCCUUCAACCCACUCAUUUACUGCCGCAGCCCCGACUUCAGGCACGCUUUCCAGGAGGUACUCUGUUUGAGGAGCAAAUGGGGGCGCGGGGGAGGGAGGAGGGGAUGGGGAUGGUGCAGGGACAGAGGUCGCUACCCCAAGCCUCCAGGUAGGACCUAUGGGAACUCAGACCUGAAUGGUGUCAGGGGGCUGGACGUUCAGCAGAGGUCAGGUUGGAAGGGCAGUUUGGAGAGCUCUAUCCAGGACAGCUCACUGACUCUGGCUCCUCCGGCUUCUUGCCGUGAGCAGGUUUUAGAAGUAGCUCCUGGUUCCCUGACGAACUGGUCGGCUAACAGUUCUGCUAAUGGGAGCUGUGAGGAUAACCUGGCUUCUAUUGCAUGACCGAUUAAGACAUUAGACUUUACACUGUGUGCUUAGUCGUGCCGUGCGCAUCAAUUUGAUGGUGCUCAAAAAACUUCACAUUUCACAUCGCUGUCCUUCUUUGCUGCUGUAGUAUUCCUAAUAACAGCUACACAAGUAAACUGUGUUCAGCAGUAUUAGUAAGAAUUUGGAAAGGUUUGACUUAAAACCUUAAUGAAUUUCCAAGACAUCUUAACACAACUUAUUGAGGUACAAAAAGGCUGUACACAAUGCAAAAGUAUACAAAAAGUACAGCCUCAAAGUAAAACUAAACAUUACGAGCUUCACCACAUUGGUACAAUGUGGCUAUUAUUGGAAGAUGUCUCUAUUAUUUCGUUCACCCCCAGUUUAUACCAACAGAAAGGUGACGUUUUAAUUGACAGCCAUUUAAUUGCCUACCACUGAAUAACAGGACAAAUAUAGAAGUCAAAUAUUUAAGGACAAUUCUGCUGUUACAUGUGAAUGACAUAAUGGAAUUCCCAAAUAAUCCUUUAUUAAAAGCUGCCACAGAUGAAAUUCUUUGCCGUUGAUUAGAAGUGUAGAAAAAUGAGCCACUGGCAGGAAGGUUGCUGGUUCAAAUUCCUCUUGCACACUGUCAGGCUCCUCACAACUACAAUGGAAGCCUCAUUUCGCAAAGAUUUUGCAGCGCCAGCUGCUUACCGCCAAUGGUAAAAGAUUCAGACUGUAUUGAACAACAUCUACGAUGGGCGCCAUAGUUGUUGCAGCAGUGUAUUGCUCAAGAACAACUGAUCAUUUUCUACACAAACUCACCACAUUUGCAGUGCUAAUAGCCUUAAGGGUUUGGCACAACCAGCCAAAUCCCAUGAAGCAUAUAGAAAAUACAUUUUGUUUGCCCUGUAGCUAAAAAGUCUUAUUUGAAAUAGAGGGGUUCAUUUGAGGCUCACUUAUCAUAACCUCCUCAGAUUUUUGUUUUUCAUUCCUGCCUGAUAAACAUCACAGCUGGUCCAAGAUAAUUUACUGGUGUAUUUUUGUGUAUCAGAAAUACUUUCCUUCCUCUUUAUCUCUCCAAAUAUCAGCAUACCCACUCGUUGCGUUGAUCCUAUCAGAUUUUAGAUCUGAACAUUAUCAUGAACGUUAUCUGUCAGAGAUUACUUUCACGCACUGGGAUGUGUUUCUAUAACAUAGUCAAGUGUUUUUAGAUUAGGUUUUUGUAUCUUUAUUUUCCAAAUUCAAAGUGAUGAUGACAAAGUCGCCCGCAUACAGUUUAUCUAUAAAGACUACCCAGAAUCAUAUUACAUUAUACCCAUUGUGAAAAUAAUCUCCCCAACCCUGCUUUUACAUAUAUAAUUAUUCAAUGUGUGUGUGUGUAUGUGUGUUGUGUGUAAAAGUACCCCUGAACAAGUUAUUGAGGGUCAAUAAUUAUCAUGUGUGUGGAGUAAAUAUGAUAUCCACACAUGUGUGUCUGUCUGUAUGUUUUGUGUACUUUACUAUUGAAUAUUUGUAUUUAACCGUAAUGUGUGCGAGACUAACUAACUGUUGGAAAAUAUAUUUUUUUAAACAUCAACUUGAAUAACAAGAGUUGUUUUAAUGUUGUCAACUUCAAUAACGUAUCUAGUUCUCAAUGUUGUAUUGUGUCUGUUAAUACAUGUGGAGUUUAAGCAGCACUGAAACACGAGUCUACACUCAAAAAGAAGAUUUGUCAUUUGACAUUUACUGUAUAUUUGUCUUGAAUUACUGAGUCAGGUGUUUAGCUUUUAACCAGAGGAGUGGAUUCUAUUUUCUACCUCCGUCAGACUCACAUGAAUGUCUUCUCAUCUCUGCAAAUAUUUAUUUGUAAGCUGUUCGAUAUUUUUGUGAGUAAAAGAAUGAAGUUUUGACAUUGUGUUGUUCGAAUCUGUUGCUCAGGUAUGUGGGUGAUCUCAAGAGGCCUCCAGAAAGAGAGAGAGAGAGAGAGAGAGAGAGAAAUAAGGUUAACAUGAGCUUGAUAUACUGUAUGCCACAGCUUGCUUUCAUUCAAACAGCCCGGGGAAUCGGGUUAUUUGGGCCAAACAACCAGCUGACUUUGUGAUUUGAUGUCGAUGAAAUUCUUAUUUUCUUCGGUUACAAAUUAUUAGGAAACAGUUUUUUAGAUUGGAUGCUCAUCUAAUCCUUCCUUUAAACAGUGCCAACUACUGCAUUGCACAGAAAAACAGUGUGACCACAAGCAUGCUGUUGACAAAGCAGAGCGUUCAUCCAAAAAUAGAAUCUCAUUUAAUCUAAUUUUCAUCAGGAAUAUGACAAAUUACAAUAACUCUGGUAGUUUUGGACGCAAUAAAUCAUCAAAAGGCUCUUUGUCAACAAGAAAAAUGAGACCAGGAAAUGGAAUUCUCAUCAUGCUGCAACUUUAACCUUUUUUAACUUAAGCCAUGGGACAGAAGCUUUUUGUGCUUAUUCAGUCAUCCAAGUUAUUCAUGAAAGACUCAACCUGUCUGUUUGCAUUCAAGUCAAAGUGUGUGUGUGUGUGUGUGUGUGUGUGUG